Molecule: messenger RNA, 1920 nt
Organism: Micromonas pusilla CCMP1545
Lineage: Eukaryota; Viridiplantae; Chlorophyta; Mamiellophyceae; Mamiellales; Mamiellaceae
Exons: 1
Coding region: 1-1920 (639 amino acids)
Source: RefSeq, a predicted model, not a curated record
AUGGACGUCCUCGAGGACGCCGCGCGCGUCUUCGCCGCCGCGCGCGAUGCCCUCGCCCCGACCGCGGCGGCGGCGCGCGCGACGUGCGACGACGCGCGCCGCGCGUGCGACGACGCCUCCGCGCGGCUGCGCGAGACGACGACGCGCGCGUCGUCGUCGUCGUCGUCGUCGUCGUCGUCGGACGGCGCGCUCGACGCCACGGCCGACGCGACGCUGUCGCUCGCGCGCGCGCUCGCCGAGCGCGCGACAUCGCCCGCGCCCGACGUCCUCUUCGCGGUCGUCGCCGGGACGCACCUCGAGCUGUCGCGCGCCGCGGACGCGCUGCAUCGAUGCGACGCGACGCGCGAAGAUCCCUCGACCGUCUCCCACCGCGUCGCGACCGCGUGCGCGUCGCGCGUCGUCCGCCGCGCGCCCGCGCUCGUCGCGAUCGCGGCGUCGCGCGUCCGCGAGAUCCCGGGCGACGAAACGCGUCGCGCGUCGUGCGCGCGCGCGAUGACGGAACGCUGCGCGGUCUUCGCGCGGCGGCAUCACGCGGCGUACCGCGCGUUUCGCGAGGCGGUCCCCGCGCGAUGGCGCGACGGCCUCGACGGGUCGGCCGUCGCGCCCGCGCUGUCUCGGCCGUUCGCGGCGACGCUCGCGUGCGCGCACGAGGUCUCGAAGGAUGUCGAGCGCGCGAUCGCGACGAGCGCGGAAGAUGGAACGUCAACCGACGCGGCGGCGGACGGCGCCGCGCUCGCCGAGACGCUCGCGAACGUCGUCGACGCGCUCGCGCACCUCGAGUUCGCGCGGUCGCCGAACCCCGCGUACGCGGACGUCCUGCGCGUCGUCGCGUCGUCGCUCGGGGGGGACGAUGCGCUGGGCGUGGGAUGUGAAGCGUCGCGGCGGUUCAUGUCCACGCGGAUGUGGCCGGACGCGCGCGCCGAGCUCGACGCGCGGCGCGGCGCGGGCGGCGGCGGCGUCGCGUGGCGCGACGACCCGGUGCUGUCCACGCGCACGCACUUGCUCCUUCGACUCGUGCCGUACGCGCGACUCCCCGGGGGCGUCGGCGGCGGCGGCGGCGCGAUAAAUAAUGGAAAUAACGGAAAUAACGGAAACGGUCAACGCGAGGGCGUUACCGGGGGCGAGUUACCGAUCGCGGUCGCGGCGUGCAUGACGCGGUGCCUGAGGCAUCCGCGCGCGACGGUGACGCGAUCUUCCCACGUCGCGUUCGCGUCCGCGUUCAAGCGCUCGCCGCGCGCCGCGGAGGCGCACUUCCCGACGUACCUGACGACGGCGUUGGAGGCGAUGCCGUACGAGGGCGCCACGUCGACUGCCAUGUCGGACGCCACGUCACCGCGCGCCCCCGCGGCGACGCCGACGACGCACUUCAUCGCCGCCGUCGGCGCGGCGACGCGCGGGUGUCUCCCCGGGUCGUCCCUCCCGACGUUCGCCGCGCGUCGAUGCGCGGCGCGCGCGGCGGAGCUCGACGCUGCCACGUCGGACGCCACGUCAGACGCGGCGGCGACGCUGCGACGGCUCGUGUUUAACCUUCUGUCCAUCGUGGACCACGAGCACGUCGAGCCGUUGCGCGCGGAGGCGGAGCGCGCGCUGCUGAGGCGCGUUCCAUCUCGCACUGGUCCCCGUACGACCGCGUCGGCGUGGUGCACGUCGAUCCUUAAGGACUUUUCCCGGCGAUUCUCUCCGCCCGCCCCUCGCUUUCAAUCCCAACACACCUCGACGCCUUUCAACUCCGCUUCUGACGCCUUUGAACGCCACCCCGACGUCGCUUCGUACGGAACGACCCUCAGCGCCGGCGGAGGCGAUCGCGCGGCGCGGCUGAGGGCGUACGACGACUUAGUCGCGGGGAUAGGGACGUGCGGGGACUACGCGAGGAAGAACGCGUCCGUGGCGUGGGCGCUUCGGCUGCGAAGCCGCCUCUAG